ACGAAAUACAAAUGUAAAUAUUUUAAAAAUAGAACCGAGAGAUAAUUAAUUAUUUUUAAAUUGAUUAAAAACUUGAAACCCAUCAUUCCUGGUUGUUGGAACCAAAGUUAUCCAGCUUAAUUUUUUUUUUUGGUAAUGUAACCAGCUUAAUUAUGGUUGAGUUAAGUGACUUUAUAAUGUUCUAUAUAAACAAUAAUGUGAAGCCUAACUAAAUGAGUUUUAUCAGAUUCUUCUCAUUUUUCAGAGCGAUGCUAGGGGCAGUAAUUUUUGUAAUUGUUAGCCAUCAACUAGCCAUCAAUAAUGAUUUGAUGGUGUGAAAUUGAUGUGAGAUUUUAUCCAAUGGCUCACCUUUCUUUACUGGUUACAUACUGGUCAAAAUUCAAUAAAACUGCUGGCCUUUAGACUUUUCCUUUUUAAAAUCUUCUUUGACUCUCAUAGCUGCUCCCUCUCACUUGCAAGUUGCAACUCAUCUUUGCCAUUACUGAUCAAGAGCACUUGUUGGAAACUUUGACUUAUUCCCACAAAGCAGGGAACAUAAGAAGUGAAGUUUGGUUAAUUAGUUGGAGCAAGAUGACGACUGCUACCACUGAUGCUACUGAUUCAACAUUAUUGGAGAUGGUUAAACACGUGGUGAUUGAUGUUGACGACGUUGAAGAAGAAUUAACUCCAGAUGUGUGCAUGAUCUACACAGUUCCUUCCAAACUUAGGAAGAUGGAUGAAGAAGCUUCUUUCACCCCUCAAUGGAUCUCAAUAGGACCCAUUCACUACGACACAGAAGAGCUGAAGGGAAUGCAAAAGCUAAAGUAUAAGUACUUGCAAGACUUCUCGAAGCGUGUCUCAAACGAGGAAGCCAUGAAGGAAUACAAAAGUUUCCUUGAAAGUGAAGUACAAAAAAUAAGGGAGUGUUAUGAGCAGAAGUUCCCAGAGAUGAGCAACGAGAAAUUUGUGGAAAUAGUGCUGCUAGAUGCUGUGUUCAUCAUGGAGUACUUUUUGAGUGAGUGGAAAUUUGAUCAUCGAUAUAUGAACAAACUAUGUUACAAAAGGCAUCUAGAGGGACUUACUUCUUCUUGA
This is a messenger RNA of Arachis stenosperma, 1071 nucleotides long. RefSeq lists its product as uncharacterized. Bases 571 to 1071 code for a protein of 166 amino acids. Lineage: Eukaryota; Viridiplantae; Streptophyta; Magnoliopsida; Fabales; Fabaceae. The record is from RefSeq and is a predicted model, not a curated record. The transcript is spliced from 2 exons.